AUGCCCAAAGUUUCUUUGUCCCAUCUUCCCCUCUCGGGGCUCUUUGCCGUACAUAAACCUUCUGGACCAACGUCUAUGUCUGUUAUUGAUGAUAUCAAGGAGCUCAUUGCCAGGUCUAGGCUUUUUGUCAACGCAGAAAAGCUCAAAUCUGUAGGUAAAAUGAAGAAGAUUGGCAAGCGCAGUAAGGGCAUUGUCAAGAUCGGACAAGGUGGAACGCUGGAUCCCCUCGCGGAUGGAGUUCUGGUUGUAGGCAUUGGAAGGGGUACAAAAAAGCUCAGCGACUUUCUAGAUUGUACUAAAGAAUAUCGCACAACAUGUCUAUUAGGGUGCGAAACGGACAGCUACGAUAGCGAGGGUGCUGUGGUUCGAACGGCACCUUGGCGACAUAUUACGAAGGCCGAUGUCGAAGAAAAGCUGUCAAUUUUCCGAGGCGAAAUACAACAAGCGCCACCUAUAUUCUCCGCUCUUAAAAUGGAUGGCAGACCAUUGUACGAAUACGCUCGCAAAGGUCUCCCUCUUCCCAGACCAAUUGAGAAACGCAAAGUAACGGUCCACUCCUUGGAGCUGAUCGAAUGGAAAGGCAGCGAACACUCAUUUUCCUGGCCUGAAAAGCAAAUGCCUUCAUCCGACAAGGAGGCCCUAGAGAAGACGCUCGAGAGUGUCGGAGAGGCCCCUCCUGUCGCUGAAGAACCCAAGAGCGCAGAAGAAGCCUCAGGCAAACCCACUGCGUUUGUGCUUUCGAUGAAAGUCUCCGGGGGGACAUACGUCCGUUCAAUUGUCCACGAUCUUGCUCACGCUUUGGGGUCAGCUGGACAUGUUGUAACUCUUACUCGCUCCCGUCAAGGUCGGUUCGCGUUGGAGCCACAAGAAGAAGAUGGGAACCAACAAUACGGAUGUAUACCUUGGGAAGUCUUUCGUGACGCAGCCAGUGACCCAGGUCCAACUAAUGACGAAGGAUGGACUGAAUGGGAGAGAAAGGUCAUGGAACAUCUGGAGGUCGUUGAAGACAAAUCCUAA
Messenger RNA from Pleurotus ostreatus (oyster mushroom), 1017 nucleotides. RefSeq lists its product as uncharacterized. Gene Ontology annotation, biological process: mRNA pseudouridine synthesis; tRNA modification. Gene Ontology annotation, molecular function: pseudouridine synthase activity; RNA binding. Lineage: Eukaryota; Fungi; Basidiomycota; Agaricomycetes; Agaricales; Pleurotaceae. Gene Ontology annotation, cellular component: mitochondrion. Bases 1 to 1017 code for a protein of 338 amino acids. The record is from RefSeq and is a predicted model, not a curated record. The transcript is spliced from 4 exons.